AAUUGUUUAACUGAAAAAUAUAUAACUAUCUAAACAUUUUGUUGUUGUUAUUGUCGUUGUCGUUGAUGAACAUACUAUACGAUUAUAGUCCAAACCAUACUUAACAUAAAUGUCUCGACAAAUGUUUAACUUGUGUUUAACUGGUUUACUAAUAAAAUCCUAUCAUCCUAUGAUGCCAUAUGAUGAUCGGUGUCGAUACCAAUUGCCAGCAACACCAACAACCACUUCAUCAGUACCAUCACCACCACCACCACUAUUGCCAGUAUUAGCUAAUAGUUUUGGCAAACUGUUUGGCGCCAUUACCACCACCACCACCACCACCAUCGCCACCAUCACCAGUCGUUUGCGAUGCGCUCAUCAGUUGACAAUCGACGAGAUUUAUAGAGAAUCAUUGGCACAGACAGUCAAUCUAGUAGUGAAAGGCUAUUCCUGUAGUCCAAUACGCGGUACCGGUUGUGUUGUCUUCGUAGAGAACGGUCUGGUCCUUACCUGUGCUCAUGUCGUAGCAGAUAUGCGUCAGUCUAGUCUAUACUAUAAUACGUUGCUAAAUGUUUGGCCGGGUAGUCGUCGAGCUCGGGUACUAUAUGUUGAGCCGCACCACGAUCUGGCACUUGUGAAGAUACAAUAUACCAGAACUACCAACGAUAAGCUCAAACAAGAUCUGGUGGCCUACGAUCUCCAAUUCACACCAGCCAUCGAUUUUGGAGACGAUAUUAUCUGUUUUGGUUAUCCCACGGAUAACCGCCUGACAGUGACCACCGGCUGUACAGCUUGUCCUCAGUGUAUAGAAUACAACAGAGAAGAAAUUUAUGUUCCGAUGGCCAGUGGACACCAUGAAAGCCGAAGCGGUGUAAGCUCUGGUUUCUCUGGCGGUCCAGUAGUCGAUUUAGACGGAGAAUUGAUUGGCAUUACUCACAGUCUAUUACUCACAGAAUCUAUUAGAAUACGAUCCGCUUCUCGUACUAGUAUUUAUGAUCCAGAUAACAUAGGAUUUAUAAAAAAUGCCAUAAAGUAUGAUAAGGAAAAGAUUGAUUACAAAAAUAAUCGUAAACUUUUUAUGAGUCAAAGUUAUACACUGGACAGUCCAUUUGGUGGAUAUCAACCAUCACCACCACCACCAGCAAAAAAAACAACCAAAAAACAAAAAGGACCUAAAGUUCAGGUGACUGAUGAAAUCUGGAACCAACGGCGCCGUCGACGACUGCAAAUAGAGGUUUGUUGGUACAGUCCAUCUCGUAGUACCGAUUAUAUGAACUGCAGUUUAAUGACUGGCCAUCCAUUGCCGGAUGAAAAUAUCAAUCUAAGAGAAUACGGUAUAUUUGUUUAUCGAUAUUUCAACAAAAGAUAUGGAAAUGACGACAGUCUAUUGGAUUUUGAUAUAAUCAGAGAAAUCAAUGGCAAAAUUGUGGAGACUAUUGACGACCUAAGCCUAGCACUGGUAGCCAACAAUACUAUCCGAUUGGCUAUUGUUAGGUCUGAUCAACAAUUUGAUAUCAAUAUUAGUAGCGAAGAAUUGACGGGUAAUUUUAAUUAUAUUUAA
Molecule: messenger RNA, 1540 nt
Organism: Oppia nitens
Lineage: Eukaryota; Metazoa; Arthropoda; Arachnida; Sarcoptiformes; Oppiidae
Product: serine protease HTRA1-like
Exons: 4
Coding region: 110-1540 (476 amino acids)
Biological process (GO): programmed cell death; proteolysis; positive regulation of apoptotic process
Molecular function (GO): serine-type endopeptidase activity; protein binding
Source: RefSeq, a predicted model, not a curated record